Molecule: messenger RNA, 2310 nt
Organism: Leptopilina boulardi
Lineage: Eukaryota; Metazoa; Arthropoda; Insecta; Hymenoptera; Figitidae
Gene: Jra
Product: transcription factor Jun
Exons: 1
Coding region: 486-1295 (269 amino acids)
Biological process (GO): regulation of cell cycle; regulation of transcription by RNA polymerase II; regulation of cell population proliferation
Cellular component (GO): transcription regulator complex
Molecular function (GO): RNA polymerase II cis-regulatory region sequence-specific DNA binding; transcription factor binding; DNA-binding transcription factor activity, RNA polymerase II-specific
Source: RefSeq, a predicted model, not a curated record
UUACAGCUUUUCAUGACGCCAGUGCUAUUUUUAGUUACUCUGAGUCACGAGAUAUAAGGCUGAACGUUUAGUUGGGUGUUCACAAGUUGUUGAGACUUCGAGCUGUGCGGAUUGUCGCACGAUUUAAAUGGGAAGAGAAACAAAAAAAAAAAAGUAAACUCAAAAUUACUCAACAAUAUAGUGAACUGAGUCAUUGUUUUGUGUUGACAAUCGAGAUUUUGAAUUUAAAAACAAAAAAUUGGAAUAUUUACUGUUAAAUAACAGUGCGCAGCUGGUGUGCAAAAAAAGUUGUUUUUUUUUAUUCUCAGUGGAGUGAAGUUAGUUACAGUUUGCCAACCUCGUGGUGCUUGUGUGUUGCCUCGUGCUCUAAUCGGCACCGGGGCGAAUUGAAAAAAAAAACAAUCAGAACAGAAACUAUUAUGUAAUAGUGUAAAAAAAACUAUUUUUCCCUCUCUUAAAAGUGAAAAAAAAACAAAAUUAAUUCGAUGGUGCGUAGUCUGACGAUGGAGCCGACCUUCUAUGAAGACGCUGAUAUUUAUGACAAUAAUACAAAUCGUGAGAAUCUCAAGAGAAAUCUCACCCUGGACCUAAACGGUCAUCAUCGUCAGGGACCCCAGGUUAAAAGGCCCCGUUUGGGACCACUGGGACCUGCUCUACAUAAUAUGGCGCCACUUCUAAGUUCACCUGAUCUCAAUAUGUUAAAAUUGGGUUCACCUGAAUUGGAAAAAUUAAUAAUUGCCCAACAAGAUGGACUUGUUACAACAAUGCCAACGCCAACAACACAAAUAUUAUUUCCAAAAACAGUUACCGAAGCACAAGAACUUUAUGCUCGUGGUUUUGUUGAUGCACUAAAUGAAUUACAUCAUUCGGAUAGUUCACAAGAACCGGGUAGUAUUCAUGGUGCAACAUACACUACACUUGAACCACCUGGUAGUGUUCAAAGUACCGAUACAACAAUAAGUCAAAGUUUAUUUCAUCUCAAGGAGGAACCACAAACAGUGCCAAGUGUAACGAGUUCACCUCCAAUGUCACCAAUUGAUAUGGAGAAUCAGGAGAAAAUUAAAUUAGAAAGAAAACGACAGAGAAAUCGUGUUGCAGCAUCAAAAUGUCGAAGACGUAAACUCGAAAGAAUAUCAAGGCUCGAGGAUAAGGUUAAAUUGCUCAAGGGCGAAAAUACCGAACUCAGUGCAAUGGUACAUAGGCUUAAGGAGCACGUGUGUCGUCUUAAGGAACAGGUCAUGGACCACGUGCACUCUGGAUGUCAAAUAAUGCAAAAUGUGCCUGGACAAUUUUAAAAAAAUUUUGUUUAAAAAAAAUCCAGGAAAAAGUGUUGCCCCCCUCGUGAUUUUUUUAUUUACCAAAAUUUUUCAAAAACAUUUGUAUUUUUCGAACACACACAGUGGAUUCAAAAUUUUGUUGUUUUUUCCAAAAAAAAGUACUCAAAUUGGUGAUUGAAUUUGAAAAAAAAAGUGAAGUGCAAAAAUGAGGACUACGUGACUUUUUUUUGUUGUGGCAGACGUGGCCGUUGUGACGUCGAAGGCCAAUAUGAGAAAAACGUGUGUGUGGCGGCCAUUUUGGAGAACGGACGAGUUUUGUGGGAGAUUUAAAACUCGUGCGGUGCUGCAAAAACUCUGGAAUACGUUCCAGAAUUAAAUAUUAAUUUUUUUUUUUUUUUGGUAAUACGAAAAAUAGGAAGUUGGACUUUUUUGAAGAAAUUCUUCUUCUUCUUCCGUCAUUCUCAACGCAAAACUCCCGUUUCGUCAUUUGUGCAUCUAGUCUUGUCCAGUAUGAUGUUUCUACAUUAUCAAAACUUAAUUGAUCGUGCGUGGAUCUAAUUAUACGGGGUAAAAAAAUUCAAUUUUUUUUACAUUAAAAUCGUAAAAAACAUUUUUUAAACUGCCUUUUUUAAAAUUAAAUUCGUCAAAAAAAAAACCAAUCUAUUUUUCAGUGUGCAAAAAAAUUUAUUUUCCAAAUUAGGCAGCAAAUACAAAAAAAAAAACAUUGGAUUUUUUUAUCGUGUAUUGGCAAUUUUGUAAAUAAGGCGAAAAAUAAGGUAGAUAUAUACAGUACUUGCAAAAAAAAAAAAUCGUGUUUUCCAAUAUUGCAAAUUAUUUUUUUUAUUAACUUUUACUAAAAAAAAAAAAACCCCCUAGUACUGCAAAAUCUAUCUCAUUUUGUAUGGUUAAGGUUUUCAGAAUCAAAAAUAUGUUAAAUAAAAUUAUUUAACAUUUAUUUAUUUAGCAAAAUUUUAUUUACUUAUUAAGUAAAUAAAUAAUGAAUUUAUUUACUAAAAAAAAAAUUAGUGGACAA